AUGAACGCAGAAAUGAGAGAGGGCUCGUCGGCACUGCCACAAUUGCAAGCGCAUUCUCCAGUGGCCGAUAAUAUUGACUUGAUGGAUAUCGAUGAGCCAGCUUCGAACGGCUCAUUUGAAGAAUCCCCUGCCACUCCCUUCGACGAUGAUGCUUUCGUCAACGCUGGGGAUACCGACCAAGAAGAUGAUGACCCCGAUACCAAGAAAUGGAUAGUCAACGAUUCGCGGAAGCCGCGCAAGAUCUCCGAGAAGAAACGAGCAGAUCAUGCCGCCUUUGACGUGUGGAUUGAGGAGAACCAGCAGGACCUUUCUAAAGGCCUUGAUAAGUUUAUUGUCGACGACGACGGCAAGACUUUCCAGUCGCUGAUCAGGGACUUUGAAAACAAGCGCAUCAUCACCAGCCCCCGUGACUACCAGCUCGAGCUUUUCGAGCGGGCAAAGACGCAGAACACCAUUGCCGUACUCGAUACGGGCUCUGGCAAGACCCUAAUCGCAGCCUUGCUCUUGCGGUGGACUAUUCAGAAUGAGCUGGAGGACCGGUCUAAACGUCUUCCGAAGCGCAUCGCUUUCUUCCUCGUUGACAAAGUUGCUCUCGUGUUCCAGCAACAUGCGGUCCUAGCUUGCAAUCUAGACUACCCUCUAGAGAAGUUCUGCGGCGACAUGGUCGAGGAUGUGACCCAAGAUUUCUGGCACAAGACCUUCGACGAGAAUAUGGCCAUUGUCUGCACGGCUGAGAUUCUCUACCAAUGCCUCACCCACUCUUACAUCCGGAUGGACCAGGCCAUGACAGCCUCUCCUGUCGAUGCUCAGAUCGACCCAAAGAUUGCUCGCUCGCCUGAGCUUGAAGGUCUCCUUCACAGUCAGAUCGCCACCGUGGCUGACCCGACCGCUCUUCACAACAGCUCAACCAAACUGAAACGCGAGGUGACGGUCGAGUAUGGCAAAUGUUUGCCCGAGUUUGAAACAGGACUCAACCGGGCCCUGAAGGACCUCGUCGGUGAACACCGCUUGUUCCAGAAACCUUUCGCCUUCACUGCCACGGCGGCCUCUGAGCUUGGCCCCUGGUGUGCCGACCGGUACUGGCAGCUGUUCUUUCGAGGGGAGGAAGUGGUCAAGCUGGAGGCCAAGACAGAGAGAGAGAUUCUCCGUAAAUCCGCGUACAGCCAAGAAAUAGCCGCGCAGGUCAACAAGGUGCGGGAGGCGCAUAGGCUGGUGGGCCAGCACGAGUUCGCAUCCCCAAGCUCCGACCUACUAUCGUCCAAAGUCGUCAUACUAUUGAGGAUUCUCCGAGGUGAAUUCCGUGGCGUCGACCACAAGCGGCGAUGCAUUGUUUUUGUCAGGCAGCGGAACGUGGCUUCACUCCUGACCGACCUACUGCAGCAACCAGAGAUGAGAAUCCCAGGCCUCGAGCCCGGUAUUCUGGUCGGGGGCGGCCGCCCCGAGGCGAGCUACGACAACGCCAAAGUGACAUAUCGUGACCAGGUUUUGACCAUCAUCAAGUUCAAGAAGGGCGAGCUCAACUGCAUCUUUGCCACCUCGGUCGCCGAGGAGGGGCUCGAUAUCCCUGACUGCAACGUCAUCAUAAGAUAUGACCUCAACAAUACCCUGAUCCAGUACAUCCAGUCCCGCGGGAGAGCUCGCCAGGAAGGCUCGAUAUACAUUCACAUGGUUGAAUCGGAAAACGAAGAACAUGUAAAGAAGGUAUGCCAAAACCAAGAGAGCGAAGAUGCUCUCCGAAAGUUUUGUGAGGCCCUGCCGGCAGACAGGAAGCUCACGGGAAACAACUUCGACAUGGAGUACUUCCUGCGCAAGGAAAAAGACCAGAGGCAGUAUACCGUCCCGGAAACCGGUGCGAGGCUCAAUUACAAGCAGAGCUUGAUAUGCCUGGCAGCCUUUGUAGCCUCGCUCCCGCACCCGCCCGAGGUCAAUCUGACCGCCGGCUACCUCGUCCUGUCGGUCCCAGGGGGCUACCAGUGCGAGGUGACCUUACCGGAGUCAUCUCCCAUCAGGAGUGCGACUGGGAAGGUGUAUGCGAGCAAGGCGGUGGCCAAGUGCUCGGCAGCCUAUGAGAUGUGCCUCAUGCUGAUCAAAGGCAAGUAUCUCGAUCAGCACCUGCGGCCCACCUUCACCAAACAGCUCCCUGCCAUGCGCAACGCCCGGCUCGCUGUCAGCUCCAAGAAGAAGGAGCAGUACAAGAUGCGCAUCAAGCCCGAGCUGUGGUCUGUCCUGGGCGAGCCUACGGAGCUUUUCGCCAUGGCACUGACCCUGGCGGACCCCACCGCCCUCGCCCGUCACUCGUCUCCGCUCCUCCUCUUGACCCGGCAGCCGAUUCCGCAGAUUGCUUCAUUCCCACUCUACUUUGGAAAGAACCGCUCCUCGGCAGUUCACUGUGUCCCGGUACCCGGACGGGUGGAACUCGAUGACAAUCAAAUCCAAGGGCUGGUCGCCGUUACCUUGGCCAUCUUCAAGGACAUAUUCAGCAAGGAAUACGAAGCCACAGCUGCCCAGCUGCCGUACUUUCUCGCUCCGACGCUGAUGCAACACGGCUCCGAUUUUACGUCUGUCACCGACCUAAGCCGCAUUGUCGAUUGGGGCGCAGUGACGUUCGUUCGGGACAACGAGCGCGUUGCGUAUGCUUUGGACGACGAGGCGGACGAAUUCUUCAAGAACAAGUAUGUUGCUGAUCCGUACGAUGGUUCUCGGAAGUUCUUCCUGCGAGGCCGCCGCCACGAUAUGAAACCAACCGACAUGGUCCCCGAGGGCAUCGUUACCCCGGGCCACAGGGCCUGGCGCGUAUCGUGCAAGACGCACGAUAUUCUCAACUACAGCCUCAGCGCGUGGUCAAAGUCACGGGCCUUCCUCACUCCGAGGGAGGACCAACCAGUUGUCGAGGCCGAGUUGCCGGUGGACCUGGUUGCCAUGGCGUACAACUUCCCGGCCAUCAUGCACCGCAUCGACUCGAACCUUGUCGCCCUGGAAGCCUGCAAAAUGCUCAAUCUUAAUGUUCGUCCGGACCUUGCGCUCGAAGCGUUUACCAAGGAUAGCGACAACUCGGGCGAGCACGAUGCGGAGCAGAUCAGCUUUCAGAGCGGCAUGGGCAACAACUACGAGCGGCUGGAAUUCCUCGGGGACUGCUUCCUCAAGAUGGCCACCACCAUCUCUAUCUUCACCCUCAUUCCCGACAAGGCCGAGUUCGAGUACCACGUCGAGCGCAUGCUUCUGAUCUGUAACCGCAACCUGUUCAACAACGCGCUCGAGGUCAAACUCGAAGAGCACAUCCGCUCCAUGGCUUUCGACCGCCGGAGCUGGUACCCGGAGGGUCUGACGCUGAAAAAGGGCAAGCGCAAAGACCUCACGCGCCAGCACGUCCUCGCGGACAAGACCAUCGCCGACGUCUGUGAGGCGCUCAUUGGCGCGGCCUACCUGACAGCCCAGGAACAAACGCCGCCCAAUUUUGACCUCGCCAUUCGCGCCGUCACCGUCAUGGUCAAGGACAAGAACCAUACCAUGACGUCCUACUCGGACUACUACGCCGCCUAUUCCCCACCGGCGUGGCAGACGGCGCCGUGCAACUCGACACAGCUCGACAUGGCGGCGCGCUUCGAGGCCCGCAUGGGCUACGCCUUCACGCACCCACGCCUGCUGCGGUCCGCCUUCCAACACCCGACCUACCCGUCCGUGUACGAGAAGCUGCCCUCAUACCAACGCCUCGAGUUCCUCGGCGACGCCCUCCUCGACAUGGCCUCAGUCGAAUUCCUCUUCCACCGCUUCCCGGGGGCCGACCCCCAAUCGAAGACGCCUUGCAAUCGGCACGCGACGACGCCGUCGCCCGGGGACCUCCCCGCCGAGUCCUUCGCGCGCGACUUCUGGGUGCGCUGCUCGCGCCCGCCCAAGUGCCUCCCGGACGUGGUCGAGGCCUACGUCGGCGCCGUGUUUGUCGACAGCCGCUACGACUUUGCGCGCGUCCGCGCCUUCUUCGCCGACCACGUCCGCCCCUUCUUCGAGGACAUGCGUCUGUACGAUGCUUUCGCCAACAAGCACCCCGUCACUUUCCUCGCGGGCAUCAUGCAGGGCCGCAUGCGCUGUGCCGAGUGGCGGCUGCUGGUCAAGGAUCUGCCGCCGGUGGUGGGGGCGGGGGCGGGGACGGAGUUGGAAACGCCCCAGGUGGUGUGUGCGGUGCGGGUGCAUGGCCUGACGCUGGCGCAUGCGGUCGCGGCGAGUGGGAGGUAUGGCAAGAUUGCGGCGGCGAAGAAGGCGAUCCAGGUGCUGGAGGGGAUGGAUGCGGAGGCGUUUAGGAAGGCGUAUGGAUGCGCUUGUGUGCUGGGGGAGGAGGAGCAGCAGGCGGCGCAAACCAUCGCCACCGAGCUGGAGGUGUUCCCCGCAUUCAGUGCGAGCGGUUUGGAGGUGGCGCAUCAUGGGUCGGCGGUUUAA
Molecule: messenger RNA, 4431 nt
Organism: Chaetomium globosum CBS 148.51
Lineage: Eukaryota; Fungi; Ascomycota; Sordariomycetes; Sordariales; Chaetomiaceae
Exons: 7
Coding region: 1-4431 (1476 amino acids)
Biological process (GO): siRNA processing
Cellular component (GO): nucleus; cytoplasm; RISC complex
Molecular function (GO): ribonuclease III activity; RNA binding
Source: RefSeq, a predicted model, not a curated record